CGCAGCCCACGGCGGCAGGAUGGGGCUGUCGAGGCGGGCUGCCUGGAGCGCGGGGUUGCUGCUGCUGGCGGCCGUCUUGGCGGUGGGCGCGGGACUGCUGCUGCUGCUCUUCCGCGACCGCCACAGGUGCGACCCUCCCCGCUAUCGGCAUGCGGCUGUGGCCGCCGACACCCUCAGAUGCUCGGAAGUCGGCAGGGACAUCUUAAAACAUGGCGGCUCAGCCGUAGAUGCAGCUAUUGCGGCCCUGGUCUGCACAUCAGUCCUGAAUCCACAGAGCAUGGGCCUGGGUGGAGGCGUUAUUUUCACCAUCUAUGAUGCACCAACAGGAAAAAUUGAGGUGCUCAAUGCUCGUGAAAGGGCUCCCCAAAACAUCACUGAAGGCUUGCUGAAAAAGUGUGGAGGCACUUUACUUCCAGGGCCUCAAUGGAUUGCUGUUCCUGGGGAACUUCGUGGUUAUAAAGAAGCUCACCAACGCUAUGGCAGAUUGCCAUGGAAGGACCUUUUUGAACCCACCAUCCAGAUGCUUGGCCUUGGGAUCCGGGUAUCAGAUGUUUUGAGCCUGUUUCUAAAAUUCCUAGAGUCGCAUUUGAAGAAUUCAUCCUCAUGCCACCUGCUUUGCAAUGACCAAGGAGCCGUCCUGAGCAAAGGAGAGGCCUUGCACUGGGCAGCCCUGGAGGAGACCCUAAAAGCCGUGGCAGAAAACGGGGCUGAAGAAUUCUACUCUGGGAGGACGGCAGAAAAGUUAGUGCAAGAUGUCAGAGCUGAAGGUGGCACCUUGACAUUGGAGGACCUCAAGAAUUAUCGUGUUGAACUGAUGAAACCAGUGAAUAUGUCACUGGACAAAUAUACUAUAUUCUCAGCCCCAAGGCCAGCAGCUGGAGCAGUCCUUUUCUUCAUUCUCAAUGUCCUAAAAGGGUUCAAUUUCACCAAAGUGGAUCUGGAAGAACCAAACAGAAGAACAAGGGUCUAUCACUACAUUGCAGAGACCUUGAAGUUUGCCAAUGGCCAAAGAGCAAAAUUAGAUGACCCUACAUUUUCUAAAAUAAAUGAGGAGGUUCUCCAUGAGAUGAUAUCAGAUGCCUUUGCUGACCACAUCAGGCAGUUGAUCGACGACCGGGGAGACCACCCAACCAGCCACUAUGACCCAGCCCAGCUGAAAGUGGCUCCUUUUGGCACCUCCCACGUGGCCGUUUUGGCAGAAGACGGGAGUGCUGUUUCUGCCACCAGCACCAUCAACCACCCGAGAGAUGCCUCCCUCGGCCAUGACUCCGUCCAUUCUUCUUUCUAAAGAUGGGAGGUCCAAGCUAAUAAUUGGAGGCUCAGGAGGGCCCCUCAUUAUCCCUGCUGUAGCCCAGGCCAUCGUCAAUAAGUUGUGGUUUGGGUACGAUCUGGAUCAAGCCAUUGGAGCGCCCAUCCUCUCUGCCACCAGAGAUGGCUCCAUUCAAGUGGAGAAGCACUUUCCACAGAAUCUCACAAGGGCUUUGAUCUCCAUGGGGCACUCAGUCCAUCCUGCAGAGCAUGACAUGAAUGUGGUGCAGGGCAUCUCCCAGGAGGGUUUCUGCAUCUUCCCUUAUUCUGAUCGGAGGAAGCAGGGAGAAGCCUCCGGCUACUAGAAGCCGGGAGAAGCUCUGCUAAACUCUGCAGCAACCUGCUCUCCUUCUCGGUCAGGCCUCCGCAGAGGCUGCUGCAAGGAACUUUGGAUGCAUUCCUAUGCAAACCACACACACACACACACACACACACA
Molecule: messenger RNA, 1744 nt
Organism: Thamnophis sirtalis
Lineage: Eukaryota; Metazoa; Chordata; Lepidosauria; Squamata; Natricidae
Source: RefSeq, a predicted model, not a curated record